GAGCCACCGGCAGCAUUAACAGUGAGGGAAGAGACUCUGUUUUCACACACAGCACAGAGUGGAGCCAGCACUGACGCGCAAACACACAUAAACGCACACAUACUCAUUCACACACAUGCACAGGGAGAAAACGGGAGGUUGACGGAGGCUCCAGCUGUAGCAUGUCCACUGGCUGCAGUCAGACAUGUAGGAGGAGGAGGUGCUCUGCUCGCCGUUCCAUGUCCGCUUCAGUCCUCUAAGCACCUCCCAUCCCCCCCUGAACGCUCGCUCCCUGGCUCUGCAGUUGCUGAGGGGCUGGCUGGAAUGACCCGGGAGAGCGGGAGAGACAAGGAGAUGCGCUAGACGGGGCUGCUUGCCGGGAGGACUCUCUGAUCCUUGAUCCCUCCUCUUGUCCAGGCUGACAGAUACAAGGCAGACCUCUGAUCUGCCCCACAGAUGCAUGCCCAUAUAGGAGGGCAUGGCUGUGUAGACCGAGGGUCUUCACCAAACACGGCCACAGAGAGGAGUAUCACCACAGAGACACGCAGGAACACACACCACGGACCAGACGCUUCUGUGUGUGUAUGAGUGUUUGUGGGAGAUCCCUGCUUAAGAAAAGAACCUCCUGUCCACCAGUCAGCAUUCAGAGUUCGUGAAUGAUUGCGAAACAGAGAGCGGCCUUUGCAGUGCGACCUUGUCCCAUGCUGCUCCCUCCUCUCAGGGGAUGGCCAAGGUCCAGGAUGGACACACGAACGCAUGUGACAGUUCUGCAAUGUUAGAGGAGAGCCAGGAUGGUAUGGACAGUGGUACCCUAAGUCCUGCCUCAGCUCGACAGGUCACCAUCCAGCGUCACCCUACUCAAGGCUUCGGCUUCAUUGCAGGCAGUCAGAGGCCUGUCAUUGUACGCUCCGUCUCUGCUGACGGUCCCUCCUUUGGCAAGCUUCUCCCUGGAGACCAGAUCUUGGCCAUAAACGAGGAGACGGUGAGCGACGCGCCCCGAGAGAGAGUCAUAGACCUUGUAAGACGCUGCAAAGACUCUAUAGUUCUCACUGUGCUGCAGCCCCAUCAGUCACCUAAGUCUGCCUUCAUAAGUGCAGCCAAAAAGGCCCGCCUGCGAACCAACCCGCCUAAAGUGCGCUUUUCAGAGCAAGUGUCCAUCAGCGACCCAGACUCAACAAUGCUCAAGGACGACUCCUUGCUACUCAUACCAAAUGUGUUGAAGGUGUUCUUGGAGAAUGGACAGAUUAAGUCCUUUACAUUCGAUAGCCGUACCACUGUUAGGGAUGUGAUCUCGUCCCUGCAGGACCGCCUCUCACUGCGCUACAUUGAGCAUUUUGCAUUGGUGCUGGAGGCAGGUGGUUUGGACCAGAAUCAAAGGUUGCAUCUACUGCAGGACAACCAGCCUCUGACACAUGUGGUGCAUAGAACCUAUUUCCAAGGGAUGAAGUGUCUGUUCCGCAUCUGCUUCUUCCCCAAGGACCCUGCGGACCUGCUGAGAAGGGACCCCGCCGCAUUUGAGUACCUCUAUAUACAGAGUCGCAAUGACGUCAUCAAGGAGCGCUUUGGAAUGGACUGGAAAUCUGACAUCACGUUACGAUUGGCUGCUCUCCAUAUCUACAUCACUGUGUCCUCCGCACGGCCCAAUCAGAAGAUCUCUCUCAAGCAUGUCGAAAAAGAAUGGGGACUCGAGCCUUUCCUUCCCCUCACUCUGCUCCCAACAGUCAAGGAGAAGAAUGUGUGCAAGAGCCUGUCGCAGUUGCUGAAGACCUACCAGCAUCCACCACCUUCGGGCAACAAGGUCCCUCCUCUCCAAGGAAAGCUGCAGUACAUGCGUGUACUCAACGACCUCCCACCUUUUGGUGGAAUACUGUUCCACACUGUUGGACUGGAUGAGAAACAGUCAGCUACAACACUACUGGUGGGUCCUCGACAUGGCAUUAGUCAUGUGAUUGACCUGAAAAACAACCUCACAACCGUUCUGGCCGAGUUCAGUAGGGUUGCCAAGAUCCAGCUCUACAGAGAGAGCCAAGGGGUGGCUCGUGUGGAGGUGACAAUCCAUGAGGCCAAGUCUCCUAAUUCCCCUCCCUACCACCCUCUGCAGCCCUUGGUCCUUCUCAUGGAAUGGCCUGAUGCCAGUAAUUUUGCCUGCCUCAUCUCUGGCUACUACAAGCUGUUUGUAGACCCUAAACGGACCAUCUACUUCCGGACUCCUGGUCAGUCUCAGCUGACCAAGGCAGAUUACAGAAGCUCCCACCAUGCCCACCCACGUUCUGGGGCAACCAGCUUGCCAAGUGGAGGGCGGCGAGGGGACGAGAGGGAAAGCUCACACAGGGAGUCAGGGUCCGCAAGGGCCCUUGUUCCAGCAGAGCCUCAGCAUCUAGGCCUGUGUCAUGUCCACCUUCGAGAACAACAACAAUUUCAAGAGCUCCAAACACACACCGAAGCUGAACUCGACAUCAAUGAGAACUUUAUUUCCCAAGAGCCCCCUGGGCGGCCCCGCACCAAGUCAGACCCCACCCAGCAGAGUACAGAGGAAAUAGCUGGGGUUUUAGAAACCCCAGCAGUGGAGAAUGCAGGAUUCCGAAUCCGAGCCCAAACUAUGGGACAAUCCCAGAAAACCUCACGAUACUUCUGUGACUCCUGCAAAGCCAGGCACAGGGCAGAGGGUCUUACAACAGCAUUUAACAGUAGUGGGAGCUCUGGAAAACACUGUUCCAGUGCUUGUGCCUCCCGAGAUGGAGGUGCUGUUGACCUCAUGGCACUACCGCCCCCGGGGAAUGAAGAGGAGGACGAGCCAGAUGGUGGAGGAGAAAAGCUGCAACCACCACCACCUGCUAUUGCUGCCCCACCACCUGGCUUCAGGGACAACAGUUCAGAUGAGGAUGACACAAAGAGAGGGAGGAAGGCUCGAGCCAGUGCCAGCGCAGGGGUUGCCUCUGGGAAGCUGGCCCAAGCCAAGGAAGAUGUGCCUGUGACACUGAUUGAUAAUGUUGCCACGAGAACAGUCCGAGAUCAUGCCCAGGAACUUGAUGAUGCUCUGGUGUCCACAUUACAGGCACUAGAGGCUUUGGCAGCCUCUGAGGACUACCCCCAUCAUCCUCAACAGCCAACACAGACUGCAGGGCUGAUUGUCUUAGCUGCCAUUACACCUGAGUCAUCAUUGGACUCAGGCCAUGAGACCAACUCCUCUGAAUUGACAGAUGUUUCUGAGAUGGUGUCGGCUAUGAAGCAGAACCAGAACCAGGCCUAUCUGCUGGCUCACCAUAUCAACAAGGAACGUAUUCUCUGCCGCCGCGACUUUCCCCUGGCUAUCCCUGGCUGCACUGCAAAGACCAUAGGGACUGGGGCCUUCUCUGUGGGUCAGAUUCGUGCCGGUUGUCCACCCAAGCAAGUAAUCCUCAGCAAGACUGUUCCCUUUAAAGUCGGGCCCAGUCAAGACUCUGCAGUGCUCAGUGUUGUGACAGAGCAGGGGGGCAAUCAAGACACUACUCAGACUGAACAGAAAGCAGAAACGAAGGCAAACUCUGAGUCCACCAAAGCAAACACCACGGACCCCCCUUCUAAAUCACCUGAAGAACUUAAAAUGGCUGAUGCUUCACUGACAGCUCAAGUCAGUAAAGAUCAGAAGUUUUCAAAUUCUUUAGGGGAGACACUGACCCAAAAUCUUUCUGAUGGUAUAAAGGGGAAGACAACAGCACCUCUUAAUACAGACCCUAGCAACAAAGCCUUACCUAUCCUCCUGCCUCUGGAAAGAACUGCCUCUGCCAAGAUUUCACCCACUAAUAUGUGCCAAGAUGCCAAGACUGCCUCUAGUGAGACCAUGAAGCCUUCAAGCUCUGCAGAACUUCUGCCAGUUGACGACCUUUUCUGCACAUGCCCAGUGCAGGAGCCUGGACCCCAACUAAGACUAAAAGAUCCACAGGUUCAGAAGGUAGUGGUGUUUCAAUCCUCCUCCCCCACAGAUGAUGAGCGUCUUCGGGCCAAAGGCCUACAGCUGGCUAACAGCAAAGAAAAUACAGUGAGAGUAGGAGCAGAUCCUAGUUUGGCAAAACCCAGCCCUCAGAUGCAAACCAAGUACUCCCCUCGUUUGCCUGUUAAAGCAGAGAGAAAAGAAGCAGCUGAAAGCAAGGCUGAGGCUGCCACGGGCAAAUCUCACCUUGAGUCACAGAGAUGCCCCAUAAAAUCUUUACCUAUUUUAGAUGAUCCAACAACACCUAGCCUCUCUGUAGAUAAGGUCUCUACUCUCCCAGCCAGAGACUCAAAGAAGCAAGUUAGUGGUAAGGGGAAGUCCCAGCGGAGUGUCCCUUUCUUAAGCUUUAGAAACCUUCUUUCGGCUACGUUCCCUGCAAGAAUGCGAAGAGAAACAGAUGAGCGAAGGGCUCAGUUGCAGAAAGUCCGUCAGUAUGAACUAGAGUUCUUAGAGGAGCUACUGAAACCCAAGUCAUCCCAGGGCGAAUUUUUGCCCCAGGGAUCCUCACCUGUGCCCUCAGGCACUCCUUGUGCCUGCCAGCUCCGCACCAGCCCUGUCCUAAAGGCACCAGGUAUCUCCAGGGAGCAGCGACGCAGCUGUGAUUGUAAGCGGAUGUGUAGGGGCAUGCGACUACCUGAUACACCAGUUGGCUCCACAACAGAGACACAACACAGAGGCAGAACUAUCUCGAAGACUCCUCCAGCAGUCUCCAAAGCCCCUCAUACCCAAGGUGCUACAAGGAGACCUCAGACCUUAGAGAUCAAGACCACACGAAUACGCUCUACCAGCCUUGAGUCAAGGGAGCCAAGGGGAGAACAGGGUUCCUGCUUGCCCACCUGUACUUCUCAAACUGAUUGCAUGGGAGCACCACAAUAUAAGAAGCUCCAGAGGCGUUACAGCAUUGGAGAGCUGGAUAACAGCACUAGCACACCUGUGUAUGCUGAAGUAAAGCCCAAAGCCAAGAGCCUAGAGAAGGAGAUGGAAAGAGUGAGGGCCACAGGGCUGAGGCUCCCCACCCCAAUAGAGCCAGUCCACACUCAGUCUCACCAGGCAGAAGGAAAGGGAAAAAAGGGUGUGUUUUUUAUUCAGGGAGAAGAGCUACUGCGUGAAGGUAAAGAUGGGACUGGCGAGGUGCUGCUGACCCUGCCCAGUGAAGACAGUGAUGAAAAAGAUAAAUGCUGCUCGUUCUGUUUCUGCUACAGGAAGUGUGAAGCAGCAGAUGAAAGCAGUGAGAAGGACGAGCUUUCAUACUCCAUACCCCUUCAGGUCCUUCCAGGCAUGGAGCUGGACUCACGUACCUUUCCUGUAGUAAGCAAAACACUCCAGGUUCUGAAUGCAGAGGACUGCAGUGGAGAGGAAGAGGAGGAGGAAGAGGAGGAGCCACAAACACAGGAGAUUGACCUGAGAGCCUGUGGUACACUGGAGGGGAGCCUGGCACGGGUACAGGCUCUACAGGGGAAAAGUUUCAGCUUGCCUGAUGGUUUCCUAAAUGCCCAGUUGGAUGCUAAUGAGUUGCUAGCUAUCCUGCGUCAGUGUGCUAACAGCCCACAAGCUGAGGGUGAGGCUCGUCUUCAGCCCUCACAGAUUGCAGAGUAUAAACAGGAGCUGGCGGUGCGCUUCAAAGAAUUCAGAGCAUCUUGUCGGCGAGUGGCAAGUGUUGAAAAAAGUCCAACACGUAUGCUUGCUGUUGUCACAGCCAGCUUUCAAGUGUUGUGUGAACUAACUCAGACCUUCAUCAAAUUGGUCAGAGGGGUUCGUUCAGAAACCCAGAGGCUGCAGCUGUUGAGAAAAGUUGAAGAAGUAGCUAUCAACUACACUUUGCUUCUACGUGCAGCAGAAGAAUCAAUGGGACACUCAAGCAGCUUGCCAACAAAGACAGUGAGCCCUCAAGUUUCCUCCAACACCAAUAACAUGAGCUCACUCACUCGACCCAUCAAAACUCUGCCUGCCCAGUAAGGAUAAAUCUGGCAGGGAUGUAAUCAAAACAGUACAGAAUGUGGGUGGCUACUCUAUCCAAAUUCAUUAUUUGUUUAUUGUUUACAUUUUUUACAAGUCAUGCAAUCUUCAGUAUAAAUUGCAAUGCAGCUGUUCCAUCCCAUGUUUACAGGCCCUGAGGUAGCCUCGUGGAUCUUGUUUUGAAAUAUAAAGAUACACCAAACUAAUGCACAAUGGAAUAAGAACCCUAUAACAGACUGGGUGAUACAGGGCUAAUCACCUCAUAUCAAUAUUCACAAUAUACAUAAGUCACUAUAGUAUAAUAUUUUAUAUGUAAUGUAUAUUUGAGUUGUGUCUACUUAGCAAAUAAUAUAAAGUUUUGUGAAGAAAAAAGUGAAGAAUAUAUUUGAAAUGUAUUGAGUUAAGAGACUUAUAAAGAUUAUAAUAAAUCAUCAGAAAUAAAUGUAUGCUCUGCUCUGGACAAAAAUAUUUCAGAGAUCUCGUCACGUAGCGACUUCUGUUAAUUGCGUAGUCCAAAGCGUUGGUUGGUUAGAUGGUGAUGUGUGUGUUUGUUGAAUUUUCUAACUGUUGUAAUGCAAAAUGGAGAUCUCUGUUGGCUAUGUUGACUAUGUCUGGCGUACUGAUACAAGAGUGAAAAUGUAAGUGACAGUGUUGGAAAAUGAAAACUGCUGAAAGACAGGUAUGACAUUUUAAACUAUAAUGACUGACAGAGGCCCAUUCUCUCACUAUAACAGUGCAGGUUUGAAACACACCUGCUCAGGGCAGACAAUGUAGCAGAGACCCAAAUCAUAGUCUUAUCCACUAUACGGUAAUGAGUGUUGUUACCUCACUCAGCUGUAGAGAAGGAAUACCCACACUGUACUUAACGCACAGAGUGUUUUACACCAUCACAGAUCCAUGGCUCACUUGCAUCUCACUUGUCGUGAAUCAUAGUUUUAAAUAUAACCAUCCACUUGCAAGUGAGUAAGCUUAUCACUAGAAUUUUGCACAACCUCUGAAAUUAGCUCUGAAGUUGAAAUGUAUCUUUUAAUGUUUGAUUAAGUGUUUUUUAUUCACUCUGCUGCUGAAAACUCCACACCACCACUUUUACAUAAUUCAUCUCCUCAAAGCUAAAGCUUACCCGUUUCAAAGGAUCCUUUGUUUUUAUUCAGGUUUUCAGAUACACUAUAAACAAAUUUGCUUUCUAUGUGCUGUUAUACAUUGUGCAACCUAGCAAAUAUAUAAGAAACACACAAAGUAGUUUUCUAUGUAUUUUAAUAAAACUAACACAUCUGUUUCCUGUCUGAAAUCUUCUUUGUGUCUCAUCCUCUUGUUAUUCUUAAUCACAGAGGCUUUAUGAUUGUGCUGGCCUAACAUGUAAACUGGACAUACUGUUAAAAGAAAGUGCUGUGAAACCACAUUAAUAUUGACAACUGGACUGCCACAAUACUAAAGACAAGAAAUGUGAUAUUGCUGUUUACAUGGUACUCCAAUGAAAAUAACUCAAAUGUUUAUAAAAUACUGUAUAUGAUGUAAACAGCAGAGUGUUCAAAUGAAUUAUCCUUGAAUAAAGGUAUUGAACUGUUACGGUGGUAGGAAACUAAUUUUAGCGUGCCAUACAGUGGACAUACUGUAGAUGAAAAAGCUUGCAAAUGUUCAAUAUUUGACAAACAUCAGAAAUCAUGGGUGGUUCAUUUAAAUACCACAUACGUUAUAGUUAAAUUAUGUCUUAAUACUGCUGUAAAUUUGAGCCAGUUAUUUCAUUUUUAAAUGUAUCUAUAUUUUCAACUUGGAUUAUUUGUUAUUAAUAUGACUUUGUGGGACAAUUGUGUCAGUUAUUCAUCAGUUAAGCAAUAUGGCUUACUACUGGGAGUAUAAAAGUGAAAGCAGGAUAGCAGCUGUGUUGCACUUAUUUUCUUGGUUUCAGGACACAUUUAGUGUUUACAAGCACUCUCUUUUACUGGUUUGUCCUUCGCUGUUGAUGUGGCAUUUUCCAUAACCAUAUGCAGUGUUUUCUCUUUCACUGUAAUGCAUGUUUUCCCUUACGUAUUAGUCUUUCAGGGGCAGAUACUUUGACCAUUGAAGGUGAUGAUACUGUUUGUACAGAUAAUUUUCCAGUUCUAAAGUGGAAGAACAGGCAAAAAUGAAAGGCCAUGGUGGCAAUAUGUUAAUGUUUUGCAAAUGAUAUUGAGUAUGGAAAUGUAUUAUUCUACACUGUAAAUGUAAAUAGCAAGAUAAAAUAUUUGAGAGAACAAGAAACACUUUUAAAACAGUAACAUUACGAUUUAUCCAAACUCUUCACUAUUUUGUAAAAAGGAAAAGAUCAAACAUGUCUGUAAGGUAAUUAUUUAUAGUAGUAAUGUAACAUAGACUAAUAGCAAAACAUAUAUUUUAAUGAGUAUAUUACGAGUAUAAAGCAUGGGACAUGUUUAUUUUUAUAAACAAAAAUAUCAGACAAUAUUCUCUCAUCAGCACUUGAACAUUUUAACAUUAUGAUAAACAUUUUCUGUGGUUGUCAUUGUUCAGUUGUUUUGCUAAACUGUGUGGAUUUGGUUUCAGUGGUCUGUGUUUCAUUCACACGAUGAGCCCGCCAUGGCUUAAUCCAUUGUUUCUUUAUGUGCACCUAUUCAUUCCUGUCUUUAUUUACUGUCAAUGAUCUUGUCGUCACUGUGGUCUUCUGUCUGUGUACAAAGUUAACUCAUGUUUUAAGAGCAAUAAAGUAUAUUAUAUGAA
Messenger RNA from Dicentrarchus labrax (European seabass), 8617 nucleotides. RefSeq names its product FERM and PDZ domain containing 3 (gene frmpd3). Bases 704 to 5905 code for a protein of 1733 amino acids. Gene Ontology annotation, cellular component: cytoskeleton. The record is from RefSeq and is a predicted model, not a curated record. The transcript has 17 exons. Lineage: Eukaryota; Metazoa; Chordata; Actinopteri; Moronidae. Gene Ontology annotation, molecular function: protein binding.